AUGCGCCCAUCACUCUCUCUUAGCCUUUUGCUUCUCGCUGGCCUGGUGUCAGCUAACAAGUACAACCUUGUCAAGGACUACUCGGGCAACAACUUCUACGAUCAGUUCGACUUCUUCACUGGCGCCGAUCCCACCCAGGGCUUUGUCAACUACGUGUCGCACGACCAGGCUGUCGAGUACGGUCUCAUCUGGAACAAGAGCGUUCCCACCUGGGGCGUCGAUUCCUUCACCCACCUCAAUGCCGAUGGCUCCAGUGGUGGUCGCACUUCCGUGCGCAUGACCAGCAAGGACACCUUCACUCACGGUCUCUUCAUCGCCGACAUUCAGCACAUGCCUCAGAGCUCUUGCGGCGUCUGGCCCGCCUUCUGGACCUUUGGUCAGACUGGCAACUGGCCUCAGUCUGGCGAGAUUGACAUUAUCGAAUUCGCCAACCUCGCCAAUCAGAACAAGGUCUCUGGUCACACCAUGCCUGGCUGUUCCAUCUCUGGCACUUCGCAGAGUGGCAGAAUCCAAGGCACUGAUUGCUCGUCCGCAGGCGACGGCGCUGGCUGUGCAUUCCUCUCUCCUUCAAGCACAACCGCUGGCUCCGGUUUCAACAGCAUUGGCGGUGGCGUCUACGCCAUGGAAUGGACUUCUCAGCACAUCAACGUCUGGUUCUUCCCCCGCAACAACAUUCCCUCAUCCAUCCAGUCCGGCAAGCCCGAUGUCACCAAGUUCGGCCAACCCAUGGCCAACUUCCGUGGCUGCGACCUUGACAACUACUUCUACAACCACGCCAUUGUCUUCGACACCACCUUCUGCGGCACCUGGGCUGGCGAGACCUUCAGCAACGAUGGUUGCUCUGCUUCGUCGUGUGUUGAGUUUGUCGCUGGCAACCCUUCUGCAUUCAAGGAUGCGUAUUGGUCUGUCAACUCGCUCAAGGUGUACCAGCAGAGUGGUUCUUCCAAGGCUAAGCGCGACUUCCUCCGUCGCCACGCCAGACAGACCCACCGCAACCACGUCCUGGUUUGA
Molecule: messenger RNA, 1011 nt
Organism: Aureobasidium melanogenum CBS 110374
Lineage: Eukaryota; Fungi; Ascomycota; Dothideomycetes; Dothideales; Saccotheciaceae
Product: putative endo-1,3(4)-beta-glucanase
Exons: 2
Coding region: 1-1011 (336 amino acids)
Biological process (GO): glucan catabolic process
Molecular function (GO): hydrolase activity, hydrolyzing O-glycosyl compounds
Source: RefSeq, a predicted model, not a curated record